AUGGCAACACAAGCCCGAGCGAUCCGGCUAACCGGCCGGGCUGACGGGGUCGAGCUCGGACCGCCAGCCCACGAGCCGUCGACUCAGGCGUCCGCCCUCCCGCCAAUAUCGCGCAGGAAGCAAGCCGCGGUCCUCUGCUCCGCCUUCGUAGCGAUCGCCCUUACUAUAGGCUACAACCAGUGCUUCGGGGUCUUCCAAGAGUACUAUCUCUCGUCCGGCCAGGAUGUACUCGUGCCAUCCCCGGCCUCACAGGCCUCGCCGCCAACAGCGCUGCUUGCCUUCGUGGGCACGCUGUGCUACGGACUGACCUGGGCCGGAGGCAUCCUCGUCAACCCGGUGAUAUCCCGGAUUGAGCAUGGCAUCUGGGCUCCGACAACGCCGUCCACGCGGCUCUGGCGUCGUAGGGUCCUACGCCUGUCGACCCCGAGGACCAUCACCGUGUCCGGAGUCUUGAUCAUGUCGGCCGCGCUCACCCUGGCAUCCUUCAGCCGGACGAUCCUCGCGGGCGGCGGCGCAGGCGGCCUUCUCCUCUCCCCCGCCAUCCGCGCGCUCCUCAGCUCCGUCGGCGGCCGCUGGACGCUGCGCAUCUACGCGCUCUUCAACCUGCUCGCGGGACUGCCCGUCGCCUGGGCCGUGCCGCGCAGCCGCUUCGCCUCCUCCCCAGCCUUGGGCGCAGCAGCAGCCGCAGCAGCGGACGAUCACCCUGCUACUCCUCCUCCUCCUCGCCCGAGCACGCACAUCUCCCGCGCCCUGGCCGCGCGCCCCACCUUCCUCCUCUCAGCAGCAGCAGCCUUCCUGCAAGCGGCCGGCGCCACGCUGCCGCUGUCGUUCAUCCCGGCAUACAGCGUGGCUCUCGGCCUGGGCGCGGCGACGGGCGCCAACCUGCUGGCGGCCAGCAACGCGGCGAACGCGGCCGCGCGCGUGCUGGCCGGCUACGCGGGCGACCGGCUCGGCCGGCAGAACACGCUCGUGCUGACGCUGCUGGCGGCCGGCGCGAGCGUGCUCGCGUGCUGGCUGACGAGCGCGCUGGCGAAGGGAGGCGGCGGCGCGCGCGGGCCGUGGCUGGCCUUCGUCGCGCUGUAUAGCUGCUCCGCCGGCGGGUACUACGCGCUGUUCCCCGCGCUGGUGGCGGAUGUGUUUGGCAUCCGGCAGUAUGCGGCCGUGAAUGCGUUCAUCUUGUUCGUGCGGGGGCUUGGGACUAUGUUUGGGAGCCCCGUGGGUGGCAGGCUGCUGGGCGGCGCGGACGAGGGGCCGCGGGCGUAUGCGAGCAUUGCGUACUGGGACGGGGCGCUCUUGAUGGGUGCUGCGGUGUGUUGCGUUGGGGUGCGCUGGGCGGAUGCGAAGGGGAAGGGGUGGAAGUGGGUUGCGUGA
Molecule: messenger RNA, 1371 nt
Organism: Thermothielavioides terrestris NRRL 8126
Lineage: Eukaryota; Fungi; Ascomycota; Sordariomycetes; Sordariales; Chaetomiaceae
Exons: 2
Coding region: 1-1371 (456 amino acids)
Biological process (GO): transmembrane transport
Cellular component (GO): fungal-type vacuole membrane
Molecular function (GO): transmembrane transporter activity
Source: RefSeq, a predicted model, not a curated record